This is a messenger RNA of Porites evermanni, 534 nucleotides long. The record is from the annotation of a GenBank genome assembly. NCBI's taxonomy places the organism in Eukaryota, Metazoa, Cnidaria, Anthozoa, Scleractinia, Poritidae.
AUUAAUCACCCCAGUCCUUCUCCAGGUGUCGAGCAUUUCACGAUGAGUGUUUCCUCUGAGCUAAGACCAUUAUACGGACUCACUUCAGUUAAAGAAGAGUGUACAGAAGAGGAACUGAAUAGCUUAAGUAAUCUAGCAAAACAAGUAGUAUUCAGUUUUCAAUCUAAAACUAACAGUGCCCAUAUUGGCCAAGAAUGCCCCAUCAAUUGUCCGUGUAAAUGCCACCUGCCAUCUCCAAUCCCUGCUGUGAAUGAGUAUCGGCCUUCUGUGAUAAUGGCUCCAGUGGCCGGAGAGCAAAGGGGAUCAUCUGUGACACAUUUCCCGCUUAGGAUGCAGGUAAACUAUAAAAUAAAUGAGGGUCAUAUUAUACCAACUCCUCGGUAUGGAAAGGGCUUUUGUAUACCCAGUGCCAUAUCAUCGGGAUAUGCCAUGCUGAUGCCGUUCCUAAUGAGGACGAAACAGCUGUCUAUGGCUGCCACUGCCUGGUUAAUAUGGUUGUGCGCAUGCGUAAGGUACUGGCCAUACGGCGGAGUU